Onychostoma macrolepis is the source of this 5576-nucleotide messenger RNA. RefSeq names its product protein phosphatase 4, regulatory subunit 4 (gene ppp4r4). Gene Ontology annotation, cellular component: protein serine/threonine phosphatase complex; cytosol. Bases 2515 to 5112 code for a protein of 865 amino acids. Lineage: Eukaryota; Metazoa; Chordata; Actinopteri; Cypriniformes; Cyprinidae. The record is from RefSeq and is a predicted model, not a curated record. Gene Ontology annotation, molecular function: protein phosphatase regulator activity. The transcript is spliced from 25 exons.
AGAGGGAACUUAAUUGAGUCUAAUGGGCUUCAGUGUGUUUACAUUUGAAUGUUUGUCAGUUGGAGCUUGCAAAGUCUUGGCUCAUUUGAACAUUCCGUCAAUUUAAGUCUAUGGGAUUUUUUAUUAUUUUUAAUCUUCAUUUUUAAGAAAACCGUAAAUCAGAUCAGUCUGAAGAGAUAUAGCAACCCGAGUCAGACCAGUCUGGAGGUCUGGGCCGAGUUUGGUGGUUCUAGCUUGAAAACUCUAGGAGGAGAUGGAGUUUAAAUUUUGGCUCAGAAGAAUAAUAAGUUUAGAGUAGUAGAUCAGUAAAUUGACUUUUUCAAGCCUACUUAAUUAUACUGAACAAAAUUAUAAACGCAACACUGAAUGCUUUAUGAUGCGAGAUUAAUGUAAACACAGCAUUCUGAGCUGAGGUGAAAUUCAGUGGCGAGCGGUGACUUUUUUAACUGGGUAUGCUGAGUGCUAAGAUUAAAACCACUAAGGUGGGGAGAUGGGGGAUUCCCCGCUCUAUAUGUCUCUGCAUAGACUGAAUGAUUUUUAUUUUAUUUUAUUUAGGCGAUUUAUUUAUUAAUUUAUUUGUUAUUCCCAGUGAAUAGGAGUUAAAACUCCUACCGGGUGAUGUCACGCUACUCCAAUAAUAGACCAUGGAAAAAAAAAAAAAUGUUUUUUAAUAAAAUAAAUCAAAUAUUAUUAAUAAUAAUAUUGCCAAGUAACGUUGCAAACAACAAUAAAAUCAGAGAAGGACUUUAACUGUAAGCGACACAAGUAUACAGAAAACAAAGGUAUUGUUUCUUAUUUUUUCCUGAUGUUUAUUAUUUAAAAAAUUAAAUACAUUUUUAUUAUUUUUUAUUAUUAUUAUUUACCACUUGUUGACAAUAACGUCUUCAACAUUGUCUAUGACCAGCUAUGUUUUUAUUACCAACACUUUAAUAAAGCUGUAAGUCACAUCUCAAAUGACAAGGGAUCAAUUUAUAAUCAUGUAUAUAAUAAUUAGCCCGUGAACUCAUUCUCUCAGAUGGCCUGGGUAUGCGGCGCAUUCGCAGUUUAUAUGGACGGAACGCCACUGGAAAUUAAACGACUCGGCCGAACGCACAAGCGCUAUUCAGCGCUCUUCUUCAUGAGCAUUUGAGUUUGCAGACAAAAACUAGAGUAGAGCGCCAUCUGCUGUUAAAAUCUAAGCUCAGAAUCGAUUCCAGAGGAAUCGCGAUGCAUUCGGAAAAUACCAGAAUCGAUCCAGGAAUCGAUUCUGCAACGAUUUAUUGUCCCAGCCCUACUUUUUAUUGGUUUUGAUUGCUUCUAUUGUCCUCAUUUGUAAGUCGCGUUGGAUAAGCGUCUGCUAAAUAACUAAAUUUAAUGUAAAUGUAAAAAUACUGUGCCAAGUUACCACACUUGUAUUACAGUUAAAAAGCAACUCCAAUUCUACGUCCCUUCAGUAGUUUAAAUGUGGCUAUUAAGUAACUUUUUUAUCAUUCUCAAUUGUUGUGUAAAUGUGUUAGCCUGAAUUAUUGUGGGAAGCACUGGUUUCCAAGUUAACACAACGAGCAAAACGUCACACUUUCAGUUUGUUCCAAGCCGAAUGUUUACCCGGAAUUAGCCAUAUUUAGAAUAUUAUGCCGUAAGUAAACGUAAUCAAUUACAACACGACAGUCAAAACCAUUCAGUAGAUGUUCUGUGUUCUGAGUCCAUUUCGAUGACGAACUUCGACUGAACGCUCUGACGUUCCAGCCGCUCCGAGCUGCUGUGGCAUGCUGUCUCCAUGGAAACCAGUUUAGUUGGUGCAGUGCGUUUGCGUGGUUUGAAUAUUCCUGCUUGCUAGCACAUCCACAAUAUAAAAGACGUAGCUUCAUGAAACGAUCUGUGUUGCCAUUUGAGCUAGAAUUACAGAGGAUUGCUUGAGGUGAACCUAAAAUGCACGGCUUUCUCGAGAGGAGUUUUUUCUACAGGCCAUUUUUUUCAACUUUGUUGUCGUAUUAUUAGCGAGCUAACGUCAACCGAGGCAGGCGAACAGGUAUGUGUGACCAGGUUAACCUGCAAAUGUAGUUUACGCCAGCUGCGCUCUUACAUGUAGGAAUAUCAGGGAUCUUUUCUUUAUAUGACAACAGCCAUAUCUGGAUGGUUUUUAUCAUAAGCGGGGGAAGGAUUUCAUUUUUGUUCACCAGCACGCGCUGACCACGAGCACUCGACAUCUCAAGCUGCUCCGGUGGGAAAACGCGCACCGAAUCCAUCUUUUUCUCGGAAAGUAAGCAACACUUUUAUUGCAGGAAUCCCUUACUACGUGCCGUGAGCGCACGCGCGUCAGCUGAAAGCGCGUGUAGAAACUGCACAAACAAUUGAACACCACGCAAAUAAAUUAGUGAUAGAUCCAGCUUUGCAACCAGUGGGACGCGUUUGUCGUGGGAGGACCGUCCUCUCUUCAUCAAAGACAUCACAUCAGUCAUUCACUGUCGAGGAGCCACAAUAAUGACAGGACUUUGACACCCGCGUCUGACACAUUGACUAAGACACUUAGGACAGAUGUUUGUCAGGAAAAUGACGCCGAGCCAGUCCAGUUUGUUUGGAGAGAUAGAUGACCUGCAGGAUCUUACUUUCAUCGAGAGACCCAUACGCAGGAGCCUGAAGACUGCAGAAGAGAUUGACAAGCUCACUGUGGAUGAAGAUCUGAAUGACAUAGAGCGAGCAGUCUACCUUCUCAGUUCUGGUGAGGAUAUCCAACGGGCCAGCGUGAUCAUUAACCUGCCAAUCCUGGUGCGUCAGAACCCAGCGGAGACCUUUCGCAGGGUGGUGCCAAAAGUCAGGGAAGUGCUCCAUGUAGCUGGGGCGGAUAUGCAGCUCGCCGCAGCAGGAUCUUUCCUGACCGUUCUCCAAGAUGACAUUGUCCUCAUCCAGACACACACCCACUCAAUCUUGCAGAUAGUUCUCCUAAAUCUCGACCACAGGGACACAGUGGUCAGCAAUGCUUGGUUGGAGACGUUGCUGUCGGCAAUUGAUGCUUUACCAAAGGAAACUAUCAGGCAAGAGAUUCUGAGUCCUCUAUUAUCGAAACAUCAGCUCUCCCAGUCUGUCCCGGCACGUCUGGCCAGCUGUCGCAUCUUAGGAAAGGUUGUUGGCAAGUUUGAGUCAUCAAUAGUGAAGAAAGACCUUUUGCCACUGAUCAGGUCGUUAUGCCAGGAUGUAGAGUAUGAGGUGCGCGCCUGCAUGUGCCGCCAGCUGGAGAACAUCACCAGGGGAAUUGGGCUGGACCACACUAAGGUUGAAGUGCUCCCUGAACUGGUUGAGCUGGCUCAAGAUGAAGCCAGUACUGUGAGACUGGCAGCUUUUGACACCAUCAUCAACCUCUUAGAAAUGUUUGACAGUGAUGAUAGGACUUGUGUCAUAUUUCCCUUGGUGAAGGCAUUCUGUGAAAAAUGCUUCAAAGGGGAUGAGGCAGUGCUGGCCUCCUUGUCCUUCCAGUAUGGAAAGCUUUGUCACGGGCUCUCAGAUUCAUUUACUGACGAGCAGCACCUCUGGUUUCUGGAGUUUUAUAAGAAGCUGUGCUGUCUGGGUUUGCAGCAUGAAAAUGGGCAUUGCGAGAGCCAGCCCUACCCAUUGGAGCUGGAGAACAAAUACGCCCUAGUGCGCAGGAACUGUGCCUACAACUUUCCUGCCAUAGUGUUAUUUGCCGAUCCAAACCACUUUCUGUCUGAAUUAUAUCGUACCUUCUCAAGUCUUUGUCAUGAUCCUGAGAUUUCAGUACGGAGGACGGCAGCUGGUGGUUUCCAUGAGGUGGUCAAAUUGCUGGGCCCAAAUGUGCAUUACAUACACAAAGAGCUAAUCACUUUGCUGCAGGAUGACUCAUUAGAGGUAUUGGAUGCUCUGUUGAACAAUCUUCAAGAGACUUUAGAGCUGGCCACGUCCAGAGGGGAGGGAGCAGGACCUGAGAGCAAGCAGGUGAAUAUACCAGACUUGGUGCCUGCCUUGGUAGCAGCGGAACAGAAAGCGGCCUCCUCGCUGCACUGGCGGGUUCAUGAGAAACUCCUGCAGUGCUACUCCUGUCUGCCUCGUGUCAUCUCUGGAGACCAGAUCUACUUCCGCUUCUUUCAGAGGAUGUUCUGCAUCAUCACUACCAAUAAUGUUCUGCCGGUCCAGCGGGAAGCUGUCAGGACGUUAUGCGUGUUCUUGCGCUAUAACCGCAAACAGGAACAGCGGCAAGAGAUAAUCAGCAAAAUAAAACAAGAGCUUGCUCAAGGUAGAAGCUACUGGAACAGGCUUCGCUAUCUGGACCUGUGUGAAAUCACAAUAGACCUCUUCUCCAAAUCGUAUUUUUGCAAACAUUUCCUUACUCCAGCGCUUGAGUUGGUCAGUGACCCUGUAGCCAAUGUCAGGUACAAGCUCUGUUAUAUGUUACCCAAACUGAGAUCCACCAUCAAGCCAGCAGACAAACAUCUACUUCAGCAGCUGGAGUUUUGUGUGCGGAAAUUGUUGUGCCGUGAGAAGGACAAAGAUGUAGUGGUAACUUUGCGUAAGACAGUUCUAGAGCUGGACAAAAUGGACAUAACAGAGCCGUAUCAUAAAAGGCAUGAAAGAGAGCUUUUGGAUCAGAAAAAAGAGAAGGAGGAGACUCUUUUACUUGAAAUGGAACUGCUAGAACGACAGCAGAGUGAGGCGAAACUAGCUGGAGAUAAACAGUCGGAGAAGAAACAACGAGACAGCAAGUCAGGCCUCUCUGGUAGUAAAGGAAUGUCAGGAUCUACAUCAGGAGCAGCAUCCUCUUCUGCUGGUAAGGAGAUGCGAAGGGCCAAACUAGCUCGCAGUCGUUCCCUCAGCGGUCAUCCCUCGACACCCAAGAUGACAAACCCAGACAAAUCCUUAAAAGUGAAGGAUUCAGGAAGUUGCCCUGGAUCGGGAAAGAGCGCUAUGUUACCAUUAAAUGACGAUAACCUGCGACCCCACCACUUUAAUGUUGCUUCAUCAAUCUCCUCCAGCCCAUCCUCCUCCUCCAUGCCUGUCCUGAUCCGCAGCAACACGAGCAGCUCUGUGGAUCACCGGAGUAACGGGAAUAAAGACACACAGUCUAGGAAGCUCUCUGUACAGCGGAAGUCAAAUUCGUUUGGAAUGCAGUCGGGGAGAGAGUGAUUACCACUUUGCCUUGUGACUUAAAGCCCCUUUCUACAAGACUUUUCAUUCUGCAGCAGCAGUGUCCCUCCAUUUUGAUGUGUCCAUUCUCUUCUAUACCAGAAACAGCUUAAGAUAUGCUGGGGCAUCAGUUAAGGUCUGCAUUGAUCCAUCUCUGCCUUAUUUGACACGAAAACUCGCACCAUAUGUCAUAAAACGAAAACGAGAGUUGAGGAGUAAUUGAAUGUAUUUAAUUUACUGCCUCAUUAUUUUGUUUCUUGUAUUAUAGCAUGCUUUGCAAAUUCUCUGUUUUAUAUUUUUGAAGUGGCUAAGAGAAAAAGAAGCACUAUGUAUUUUUAUGAUUGAAGAGUUUUGGAACUCUCCAUCCCAUCCCACCAAUGAGAUUGUGCCUGGUGCUGCCCAGCACCUGAUUGAUUAUCGCCAACAUCUUAGUACCCAAUGAAUAAAAUUCAUGUUGAAUAUGA